Messenger RNA from Purpureocillium takamizusanense, 1324 nucleotides. RefSeq names its product Nitric oxide reductase (NAD(P)(+), nitrous oxide-forming). The record is from RefSeq and is a predicted model, not a curated record. Gene Ontology annotation, molecular function: heme binding; monooxygenase activity; oxidoreductase activity, acting on paired donors, with incorporation or reduction of molecular oxygen. The transcript is spliced from 8 exons. Bases 5 to 1222 code for a protein of 405 amino acids. Lineage: Eukaryota; Fungi; Ascomycota; Sordariomycetes; Hypocreales; Ophiocordycipitaceae.
AACAAUGACUGUUUCCGAGCCUCUCAAGUUCCCCUUCCUUCGGGAGUCGGGCCUGAAGCCGCCGGCCGAGUUUGCUCGUCUUCGUUCGACCGAUCCGCUAUCCAAAGUCCGACUCUUUGACGGUACCCUUGCGUGGCUUGCAACAAAGUACGACGACGUCUGCUUCGUGGCCACAGAUGAUCGGCUUUCGAAGGUCCGAGCACGGCCCGGAUUCCCCGAGCUGAGUGCAGGCGGCAAAGAAGCGGCCAAGGCAAAGGCGACGUUCGUCGACAUGGACGCCCCAGACCACAUGCACCAGAGGGGCAUGGUGGAAAAGUUCUUUGAUGCAAACUAUGUCAACAAGCUACGACCAUACAUCCAAAAGACGAUUGAUGAUCAUUUGGAUGCCAUCAAGGCCAGGGGAUGCGAGGACGGUCCCAUCGAUCUGAUCAAGGAGUUUGCGCUCCCUAUCCCCUCAUAUGUCAUCUACCACAUCCUUGGUGUUCCGCCUGAAGACCUGGAGAAGUUGACUGAAAAGAACGCCAUCCGCUCAAACGGAAGCGGCACAGCCCGAGAGGCAUCUGCGGCUAGCCAGGAGUUGCUCGAGUACCUCGCCGCCCUGGUCGAGGAACGCUCCAGGGAGCCGAAGAACGACCUCAUCAGCACCCUUGUCACCGAGCAGGUGAUUCCCGGCCAUAUCGACAGGUCUGACGCUGUGCAAAUUGCAUUCCUGCUCCUCGUUGCAGGAAACGCUACCAUGGUGAACAUGAUUGCUCUUGGUGUCGUCACGCUGUUCCAAAACCCUUCUCAGCUUGAGCAACUGAAGAACGAUCCAUCGCUUGCUCCCGCUUUCGUCAAGGAGCUUACUCGGUUCCACACUGGGUCUGCUCUGGCAAUGAAGCGGACAGCCAAGGUUGACGUGGAGUUGCACGGCAAACUCAUCAAGGCCGGCGAGGGCAUCAUUGCGUCCAAUCAGUCUGCCAACCGAGACGAGGAUGUCUUCGAGGACCCAGACACCUUCGACAUGAACCGAAAGUGGCCUGUCGACAAGGAUCCGCUCGGUUACGGCUUCGGCGACCAUCGCUGCAUUGCAGAGCUGCUGGCGAACACGGAGCUCACUUUGGUCUUUUCUACUCUAUUCCAGAAAUUGCCCAACCUGACAUUGGAUCAGAGCCCCGAGGACGUGAAGUGCACGCCUCUUCACAAGGAUGUGGGCAUUGUUGAGCUGCCUGUGCGAUUUUAAGUCAUGUUUUAAUGGCGGCUGAUUCUCUCCAACUGUAUGCUUGAACAAUCCCCGCUACGUACAUGUAUAUAAAGUGGUGCGUUUUUGCACUUUUAAGACUGU